Messenger RNA from Myotis daubentonii (Daubenton's bat), 2879 nucleotides. It is a transcript of the gene TMEM186, whose product is annotated as transmembrane protein 186. Gene Ontology annotation, cellular component: mitochondrion. The record is from RefSeq and is a predicted model, not a curated record. Lineage: Eukaryota; Metazoa; Chordata; Mammalia; Chiroptera; Vespertilionidae.
AUGUCUCCGGAUCCCAGGCAGCAGCUGACGUGGAGCGUCAGCACCUGGAGCUCGGCCCCGGCUUCCGGACCCAGCCUCCGUGCUGCAGGGCACGCCGGGAGGAGGAGAAUCCACUCCCACCAGGCCCGGGGCUGGCGUCUGCGGUUCCAUCCGCACUACAGAUCCCAGAAUGCAAUGUUCCGCACGCAGGCCCGUUCCGGCCGAGCAUGCGCCUUUAGGGAUCCGGCUGCAGGUGUGAUUCGGUGGCUCCGGCGGGCCAUGGCUGCCCUCCUCCGAGCUGUGCCGCGGUUGCCAGGGCUGGCUGUGUGGAGAAGGCCUCUCUACGGGCUGCAGUGCUGCGAUGGGCAGGAUUUUAGGAGGUGGGUGGGGAGCAGGUCACCCACCUCGAAGGAGAAACCACCAGGCACAGAGACAGAGAAAUUCCAGAUGAUCUACCGGUUCGAUGCCAUCAGAGCCUUUGGGUACGUGUCUAAGCUGAAGGUGGCACAGACAGCCCUGACGGUGCUGGCCCUGCCGCCUGGCUUUUACUGGUACUCCCAGGGCCUCCUGACUUUCGACAACCUGUGUCUCAUUGGUGGGAUCGCUGGCUUCGCCCUGGCCAUGCUGUACUGGAUGAGCUAUUUCUUCCGGAGGCUGGUGGGCAUCCUGUACGUGAACGAGUCAGGCACCAUGCUGCGGGUGGCCCACCUGACCUUCUGGGGCUGGCGGCAGGACACCUACUGCCCGGUGGCCGAGGUGAUACCUAUGACAGAAACCCAGGACCGGCCCCAGGAGAUUUUCGUGCGGAUCCAGCAGUACAGUGGGAAGCAGACCUUCUACCUCACCCUGCGCUAUGGACGCAUCCUGGACAGAGAGCGUUUCACACAGGUGUUUGGGAUGCUGGACACGCUCAAGUGAACGAUUGGGGGCUGGGCUUCUGGGUUGCCCUGGGCCACCUGGAUCUCCGACCGAAGGCUGAGCAUGUGGGUGAGGCUAAAGAAGGCGAUCUGACAGCUGGAGACUUUGCCAGGCCCCCGGGGAAACUUGACUGUUGGGAUGAAGAAAUUCAUGAGGCGGAUGCAAAUAACAGCUUAGGAAAGAGGCCUUAGUGCAAAUUCUUGCCACACUUGUGCAUGGCAUUCAGUUGGAUAAUGGCCAGAAGUGUCUGUUAAGAGCCAGUUCUUGGAAGAAGCUCUGCCCAGUUCACUCUACACACGGUGCUGUGAAUUGGGGAGAUGGUGUGGCAGGGGGAACACUGGAUUUGGGGUCAGAAGACUUAACUCCCUGUCCUGGGCCAGGUAACUGAGUCUCUCUGGGCCUUGUUUUUCACAUUUGUAACAUGGAAAAUCCUGCCUGUCUCAUUGGGUGGGUGUGAGAAUAAACAAUAAAUGUCAGCUACGUUGCAAACUCAACAGGCAAGAGCAAACAUUGUUAGCUCAGAGGUGAUGGCAUGGUGGUCCCAGCAGCAGAUGGGACUGGGGUGAAGCCUAGAUGUGGGUCAUUUUGUCCUGCCGGAUGGUAACUGCACACCUGGGGCGGGAGUGUCAUCCAAGCAAGCGCAGCACGCCUGCCAAGACUCUUCCCUACCCCGAGGGCUAGGGCUCUCACCUCAGGUGCCUCUGUGGACUUCGUGUUCCUGGGCCAAUUUUUUGCCUGAAAAAUAGGUUCUCAAACCCCGGCUCCCUGUGCAGGAUCACCUGGAGAGAUUUUUAAAGAUAUUGUUACCCAGGCCCAUGACCAGGUCCCCCAGGUGGUUCUCAUGCAGCCUGGGUUGACAGUCGCUGCCUGGGGUCCCACCACACUGGGAGGUGAGCCUGGAUUCUCACCAGCCUGGGCAUGAAAGAACUUCCACUUCCGUGCCUGGUCCGCUCACACAGUACCAGCAGAGGGCACACAGAGCAAAAGCAUUACCCUUGCCUUUAUUCCUGACCUAAAACCACAGAUCACGUGACAGUGGGAAUUAGGUUAGGACUUCUACGGCACCUGUAGGGCAGCACCUAGGAGCUGUCCAAGAAAACCCCAAAUCACCAUCAACUAAGACAGCAAAACUCACCUGUGCUCAACCCUUGUAGGUUCUGGUAGAAGCUGGUUACCUGCAUUUUUAUGCUUCCCAGGUAAUUCCAAGGCACCCCAAGUUCUGAAAAUUAUUGUAUGGGGUUUACCCUUCUCCAAAACUGUGCAGCAGCCCUAACCAGUUUGGCUCAGUGGAUAGGGCAUCAGCCUGCAGAUUGAAAGGUCCCAGGUUUGAUUCCAGUCAAGGGCAUGUACCUUGGUUGCGGGCACAUCCCCAGUAGGGAGUGUGCAGGAGGCAGCUGGUCGAUGUUUCUCACUCUCUAACCCUCUCCCUCUCCCUUCCUCUCUGUAAAAAAAAAAAAUAAAAAAUAAAAAUAUAUUUUAAAAACAACAAAAAACCUGUGUAGCAGCUUCUCAGAAAAUGGAAGUGGGCUUUAGAUUCAGGUGGUGGCUAUACUGGCGAUUACCCUCUUUGACAGUAAUUCCAAAAUAGUAAUCUAAUAGGAAUACCCAAGCAUAUGUAUGAGGAUGUUCACUGAACGUUUCUAAUAGCAAAACAGACAAAACCAUAGCACCAGCAAAAACUGGAAGUAAGCUAAAUUUCCAUUAGUAGGCAACAAGGUUAAAUAAAUGUUGGUAAACUGUAAUUGAAAAAUAAAAUUAAAAAAAAAGUUGGUAGAUCUAUACUAUGGGAUGUUACAUGGUCCUUCACAGGAGUGAGGUGGAGCCCUGGUCUGCUGGGGCUUGGUUGGAGUGUCACCUGUACACCAAAAGGUGGGUUUGAUUCCCAGUCAGGGCACAUACCCAGGUUGGGGGUUCAGUCCCCUGUUGGGGCAUGUGUGGGAGGCAACUAAUUGAUGUUUCUCUUUGCCUUCCUCUAAAAUCAA